This is a messenger RNA of Bicyclus anynana (squinting bush brown), 1431 nucleotides long. Its product is annotated as trypsin, alkaline C-like. Gene Ontology annotation, biological process: proteolysis. Gene Ontology annotation, molecular function: serine-type endopeptidase activity. The record is from RefSeq and is a predicted model, not a curated record. Bases 1 to 1431 code for a protein of 476 amino acids. Lineage: Eukaryota; Metazoa; Arthropoda; Insecta; Lepidoptera; Nymphalidae. The transcript is spliced from 7 exons.
AUGGUAGCAAUUUUCAUUUUGUGUUUGGCCCUGUUCACAGGUGCUACGACAGCGUUGGAUUUUGAUCAGGUUGAUCUUGCACUAAACGGCACCACCAAUGUCACGACUCUGCAGCAGUUCCCCUCGGUAGUGCAGGUGGAGUUCCUCAACAUCUGGGGCUGGGAGGUGUGGACCCAGAACUGUGCUGCUUCUAUCUUGACUUCGUGGUGGAUUCUAUCUGCUACUACCUGUUUCUUUGGACCGUCAUACCCCGACCCAUACGCGCGGCGUAUCCGCGCUGGAGCCAACAACCGGAAUACGGGAGGCCAAAUCAUCUACGUAGACUUCCCGGUCCACUACCAGCAGAACAUCACCAACACUACCGCCAUCGAGCAUGACAUCAGUGUGGUCCGGCUCCGCAGUCCGCUGUUCUUCGGCAACCUCAUCCAACAGGGCGCUAUCAUCGCUUCGGGCUUCCACAUCCCCCCCGGUUUGCUUGUUAACCAAGUGGGUUGGGGAGCGAAGAUACCUGGUAACUUCACAGCGUUGUCCAGCGUGCCCAUCACUACGGUAAACAUCGACCAACCGGUCGGCAUUCAACCUCGCAUCCUCGCCGGUCGGUUGAGUGGCAAUGUCACAGACAACGGUGACAUCGGCGGCCCUUGGUUCCUUGGCAAUAUUACCGUCGGCUGCAGAACCUUGGGAAUGGUUCUAUCAUCUAAACGGAUAGUGGGCGGGCAUCCAACCUCCAUAGAACACCAUCCAUCCAUGGUGCAAGUGGAACUGCUGAGUCAGAUCACCUUCACCUGGUCACAGAACUGCGCUGGCUGCAUCCUCACGUCGAGGUUCAUCGUGUCUGCUGCUCAAUGCUUUAAUGAAUGGAACCUGGAGUUUCCAUACCGUCGCAUCCGUGCUGGCGCCACCUACCGCAACAGAGGUGGAAGCGUGGUCUACAUUGACAGAGCUGUCAAACACCCCUCCUACGGAACCAACGGGCUGGAGGCUGACGUCAGCGUGGUCAGGUUGUUGACCCCGUUGGUCUACAGUCCGACUAUACGACAGGGGUCCAUCGUGUCUGCUAACUUUGUGGUGCCAGAUCACACAAGGGUCGUGUUGGCAGGGUGGGGGCGGAUUGCUGAAGCUGGUCCAACAUCAGACAUACUCCGCGAGGUUUCAGUUUACACCAUCAACAACCAGCUGUGCGCUGGCAGAUACGCCACACUCAGCUGGCCAAUCACAGUUACGCCUAACAUGAUUUGUUCCGGAAUCCUCGAUGUUGGUGGCAAAGACGCGUGCCAUGGCGACUCUGGCGGGCCAAUGUACCUUGGCCACGUGGUCAUUGGCAUCAUAUCUGGCGGCUAUAGCUGUGCCAAUUGCACCUUCCCUGGCAUAAGCAUCGCAGUAGCUUCCUACACUAAUUGGAUACUCGAUACUGUUUAUGGAUGGCAUUAA